Molecule: messenger RNA, 4899 nt
Organism: Apaloderma vittatum (bar-tailed trogon)
Lineage: Eukaryota; Metazoa; Chordata; Aves; Trogoniformes; Trogonidae
Gene: ABCA1
Product: ATP-binding cassette, sub-family A (ABC1), member 1
Exons: 34
Coding region: 88-4899 (1603 amino acids)
Biological process (GO): transmembrane transport; phospholipid efflux
Cellular component (GO): intracellular membrane-bounded organelle; membrane
Molecular function (GO): ATP binding; ABC-type transporter activity; ATP hydrolysis activity
Source: RefSeq, a predicted model, not a curated record
CCCUAGUUAAUGCCCAGCCACAACAUCUCUGCUGUGUACUGCCACUGCUGCUGCUCAAAGGGAGCUCCUAGGCUUUGCUGAAGAAAGAUGGCUUUCUGGACGCAGUUGGGAUUGCUGCUAUGGAAAAACUUUACCUACAGAAGAAGACAGACUUUCCAGCUGCUGAUCGAAGUUGCCUGGCCUCUGUUUAUCUUCUUCAUCCUGAUCUCUGUAAGACUUUCAUAUCCGCCCUAUGAGCAACAUGAAUGUCACUUCCCAAACAAAGCUAUGCCUUCAGCGGGAACCUUGCCAUGGAUACAGGGGAUCAUCUGCAAUGCCAACAACCCUUGCUUUCGCUAUCCAACUCCUGGAGAAUCCCCCGGUAUAGUUGGAAACUUCAAUGCCUCCAUUGUUUCCCGCCUGUUCUCGGAUGCCAAGAGGUUGCUCUUGUACAGCCAACAGGACACGAGCAUAAAGGAUGUCCAGAAGGUCCUGGGAAAACUGCGCAAAUUGGGAAACUCCGCUGUCUCAGACUUGAAACUUCGGGAUUUCCUGAUUGACAAUGAGACAUUUUCAGACUUCCUUCGUCAGAAUGUGUCCAUGCCAUCAUCUGCAAUAGAAGAGCUGCUGAAUGCAGAAGUCAACCUCCGACAGGUCAUUGUGUCUGGUUACCGAAUGCGACUGCAGGAUUUCUGCAAUAGCUUAGCACUGUCUGAAUUUCUUACAGUCCAAAAUCAGACAGUAGCCAAGGACUCAGAAGUCUUUGUUUGCACCUUGUCGAAGGAAAAACUCCAUGCAGCUGAACAAGCCUUCCGUGCAAACCUGAAUCCUUUGAAGCCCCUUCAGAGACAAAUUUCUUUCAAUUCUUCCUUGCGGGAUCUGUCAGAAACUGUGGAAACUUUGAGAGGGAGCCUUAGGAAGCUUGUUGAAGAGUUGCUGAGCAUGAAGAGCUGGAGCGACAUGAGGCAAGAGGUGAUGUUCCUAACCAAUGUGAAUGCCUCCAACUCUUCUACACAAAUCUACCAGGCUGUGUCACGCAUUGUGUGUGGCCAUCCUGAGGGUGGAGGGCUCAAAAUUAAAUCCCUCAACUGGUAUGAGGAUAACAAUUACAAAGCACUGUUUGGAGGAAACAGCACUGAAGACGAUGUAACUAACUUCUAUGAUAACUCCACAACACCCUACUGCAAUGAGCUGAUGAAGAACCUGGAAUCCAGCCCGCUUUCCAGGAUUAUCUGGAGGGCUUUGAAACCCUUGCUGAUUGGGAAGAUCUUAUACACUCCAGACACACCAGCUAUAAGGAAGGUCAUGACUGAGGUGAACAGGACAUUCCAGGAGCUGGGUGUGUUUCGUGACCUCGGAGGGAUGUGGGAGGAGAUAAGCCCGAAAAUUUGGACAUUUAUGGAAAGUAGUCAGGAAAUGGACCUCAUUCGGACACUGCUGAAAGGCAAAGCUCUCUGGGACCUGCACUUGCCAGCUUCCAACUGGACAGUGGAGGAUGUUGCCCGUUUCCUGUCAAAGCAUCCAGAGGACUUUGAAACAGCAGGUGACUCAGUGUAUACCUGGGUGGAUGCCUUCAACGAGACAGACCGGGCUAUCCAGACCAUCUCCCGCUUCAUGGAGUGUGUGAACUUGGACAAACUGGAGCCUGUGGCCACAGAAGUCCAACUUAUAAACAAGUCAUUGGAGCUUAUGGACGAAAGGAGGUUCUGGGCUGGCAUAGUCUUCACUGAAAUAGCUCCUAACAGCGUAGAGCUCCCUCAACACGUGAAAUACAAGAUACGCAUGGACAUUGAUAAUGUGGAAAGGACCAACAAGAUCAAGGACGGGUACUGGGAUCCUGGUCCCCGUGCUGACCCCUUUGAGGACAUGCGCUAUGUUUGGGGAGGCUUUGCCUACCUGCAGGAUGUGGUGGAACAGGCAAUCAUCAGGGUACAGACAGGCACGGAGAAGAAGACGGGAGUUUAUGUGCAGCAGAUGCCCUACCCAUGUUAUGUGGAUGACAUAUUUCUGCGUGUCAUGAGCCGCUCCAUGCCUCUCUUCAUGACUCUAGCCUGGAUCUACUCAGUGGCUGUGAUAAUUAAGGGCAUUGUAUAUGAGAAGGAGGCCCGGCUGAAGGAGACGAUGAGGAUUAUGGGACUUGACAACGGCAUCCUGUGGCUAAGCUGGUUCAUUAGCAGCCUCAUUCCUCUCCUGAUGAGCGCAGGCCUGCUGGUGCUGAUCCUUAAGAUGGGAAAUCUACUGCCUUACAGCGACCCUAGCGUGGUAUUUGUUUUCCUCUCGAUCUUUGGUGUUGUGACCAUCCUCCAGUGCUUCCUCAUCAGCACUGUGUUCUCCAGAGCCAACUUGGCAGCUGCCUGUGGGGGUAUUGUCUAUUUCACGCUGUACCUGCCUUAUGUGCUGUGUGUUGCCUGGCAGGACUACAUCAGCUUCUCACUCAAGAUCUUUGCGAGCCUCCUGUCUCCAGUAGCCUUUGGCUUUGGUUGUGAGUACUUUGCACUGUUUGAGGAGCAAGGAGUUGGUGUUCAGUGGGAUAACUUCUUUGAGAGCCCAUUGGAAGAAGAUGGCUUUAGCAUCACCACAUCUGCUGUCAUGAUGUUGUUUGACACCUUCCUGUAUGGGGUCAUGACGUGGUACAUUGAGUCUGUCUUCCCAGGCCAGUAUGGAAUUCCCAGGCCAUGGUACUUUCCUUUCACAAAGUCCUAUUGGUUUGGCGAGGAGCCACAGGACAGGGAGCACCCUCAUCCUGACCAGAAGGGGCCUUCGGAAGUCUGCAAGGAAGAAGAACCUAUGCAUCUGAGCCUUGGUGUUUCUAUCCAGAACCUGGUCAAGGUCUAUCGCGAUGGCAAGAAAGUUGCUGUAGAUGGUCUCACACUGAAUUUCUAUGAAGGACAAAUUACCUCGUUUCUGGGACAUAAUGGAGCAGGAAAAACUACUACCAUGUCCAUCUUGACUGGUUUGUUCCCCCCAACCUCUGGUACAGCUUUCAUCCUGGGCAAAGAUAUCCGCUCUGAGCUCAGCACCAUCAGACAGAACCUGGGUGUCUGUCCACAACACAAUGUGCUGUUUGACUUGCUGACUGUGGAGGAGCACAUCUGGUUCUACGCUCGACUCAAAGGGCUGCCAGAAAAGAAGGUGAAAGAGGAGAUGGAACAGAUGGCAAUGGAUGUGGGUUUGCCACACAAACUGAAAGCUAGGACAAACAAACUCUCUGGUGGCAUGCAGAGGAAACUCUCAGUUGCCUUAGCCUUUGUUGGUGGCUCCAAAGUUGUCAUUCUGGAUGAACCUACAGCUGGGGUGGACCCUUAUUCUCGCAGAGGGAUAUGGGAAUUGCUUUUGAAGUACCGGCAAGGUCGCACUAUCAUUCUUUCCACACACCACAUGGAUGAAGCAGACAUUCUAGGAGACCGGAUUGCCAUAAUUUCUCAUGGCAAGCUCUGCUGUGUUGGCUCUUCACUCUUCCUGAAGAACCAGCUGGGAACAGGCUAUUAUUUGACCCUUGUCAAGAAGGACGUGGAUUCCUCUCUGAGUUCCUGCCGAAACAGCAGUAGCACAGUGUCCUAUCUGAAAAAGGAUGACAGUGUCUCCCAGAGCAGCUCUGAUGCUGGCCUUGGCAGUGACCAUGAAAGUGACACACUGACAAUAGAUGUCUCUGCAAUUUCAAAUCUCAUUACAAAACAUGUUCCUGAGGCCAGGCUGGUGGAGGACAUUGGCCAUGAAUUAACCUAUGUCUUGCCAUACAAGGCUGCUAAAGAGGGAGCUUUUGUGGAGCUGUUCCAUGAAAUUGAUGACCGACUCUCUGAUCUUGGUAUCUCCAGCUAUGGCAUCUCUGAAACCACCCUGGAGGAGAUCUUCCUGAAAGUGGCUGAUGAUAGUGGUGUGGAUGCAGAAACCUCAGAUGGGACAUUGCCAGCCAGAAGAAACAGACGUGUGUUUGGGGACAGACAGAGCUGUCUUCGUCCUUUUACAGAAGAUGAUGCAUAUGAUCCUAAUGAUUCAGACAUAGAUCCAGAAUCCAGAGAGACAGACCUUCUCAGUGGCAUAGAUGGGAAAGGCUCCUACCAGAUGAAGGGCUGGAAGCUCACCCAGCAGCAGUUCAUGGCUCUGUUGUGGAAGAGGCUGCUCAUUGCCAAGAGGAGCCGGAAGGGCUUCUUUGCUCAGAUUGUGUUGCCAGCUGUCUUUGUGUGUAUUGCUCUCAUGUUCAGCCUGAUUGUUCCUCCCUUUGGGAAGUACCCCAGCCUGGAAUUGCAGCCCUGGAUGUAUGAUGAGCAGUACACUUUUAUUAGCAAUGAUGCUCCAGAAGAUACAGGCACUCAGAAGCUUUUGGAUGCCCUUCUCAAUAAGCCUGGUUUUGGGACACGCUGUAUGCAGGGACACUCCAUCCCAAACACUCCUUGCACUGUGGGACAGAGGGAAUGGACCACUACUUCAGUGCCAGACUCGGUCCUGGACAUCUUUCUGAAAGGCAACUGGAGCAUGGAGAACCCUUCUCCAUCUUGUGAGUGCAGCAGUGAGAAGAUCAAGAAGAUGUUACCUGUGUGUCCUCCUGGUGCAGGCGGCCUGCCACCCCCACAGCGUGAGCAAGACACUGCUGACAUCCUCCAGAAUCUGACAGGCCGCAAUAUAUCCGAUUACCUAGUGAAGACCUACGCACAAAUCAUUGGGAAAAGCUUAAAGAAUAAGAUCUGGGUGAAUGAGUUCAGGUAUGGUGGUUUUUCCUUGGGAGCCAGCAGUUCCCUCAUGCUUCCACCAAGCCAUGAAGUCACAGAUGCCAUUAAACAAGUGAAGAAAAUCUUGGAACUAGCACAGGGAAGUUCUGGAGAUCGAUUUCUCAACAGCUUGUCAAGUUUCAUGAAAGGCCUGGAUACAAAGAACAACGUGAAGGUAAAUUCACCAGUUCUCACUGCUGUGCCUGCUGUUUGA